AUGGCACUUUGUCUAGCAGCAUCCUUGAUUUGUCGUCAUGACUUUGUUCCCUAUGAUCAGCUCGUCCGAUACAAGUGGUGGUAUAAUCAUGGCUAUAUGUCGUCAACCGGAGAGUGUUUCGAUAUUGGUGCAGCUACCAAGAAUUCGUUGCGUGAAUUUGAACACCGCCAGAAACAAUUUUCUGCUACACAUAAUAUUCCGUUUGAUCAAUUAGACUUUCUUUCCGAUCCUGAUCUUCUUGCUGAGUUCAGAGUGAAAUGUAGUAGAGCAGGUGUUGCCGGAAAUGGAGCCCUUAUGCGCCUGGCUCCCGUGCCACUUUUCUUCUAUAGACAUCCUGUUCAUGCUGUCCAAUACUCAGGAUUCAGUGGCGUGAUUACUCAUGGCGAUCAAAAAGCCUACGAUGCAUGUCGUUAUUAUGGUGCACUGAUCGUAGCUGCUCUACAGGGUGCUACAAAAGAAGAAUUACUGAAUGACAAAUUUUACGAAACUCAUACAUCAUGGUUUGCCAAAGUUCCGCUAGUUCCAGAGAUCGUGAGGAUCGCCAAUGGAUCUUAUAAACAAAAAAAUGGAUACGACGAUGGUAUUCGAGGCAAAGGAUACAUCGUCAAUGCUCUCGAGGCUGCCUUAUGGGCCUUUUGGUCUGGAAAAACUUUUGAAGAGGGUGCUCUGGCUGCUGUGAAUUUGGGCGAUGAUACGGAUACAACGGCCGCUAUUUAUGGUCAAUUAGCUGGCGCCUAUUAUGGUUAUCGAAAGCUACCUGAAAAAUGGGUACAGAAAGUCUAUGCAAAACAUUUGUUACAAGGUUUGAGCAAGUGGAUUGCUUAUGAAGGAGAAAUGUGGCAGACAAACGAAUCGCUCCCCUCCAUGUUUGCACCUUCGACUGUGACAUCUCAACAAAAAGCUACUGUUAUUUCGUCUGAUGAACAGAAGUCAGAUUUUAAGAAGUUGCCCUUAGGUCAACAGACGCUACCAGAAGAAGCUGAACAAGGAGAACCGUCCGAUCGAUCUGAAAAAUACACUAAUAGUAAAAAGUCAAGCUAUUGUGAAAUUCUCUAA
Rotaria sp. Silwood2 is the source of this 1056-nucleotide messenger RNA. NCBI's taxonomy places the organism in Eukaryota, Metazoa, Rotifera, Eurotatoria, Philodinida, Philodinidae. The record is from the annotation of a GenBank genome assembly.